AUGUUGCACGAUUCUCCGAUCGACGUCGUCCGAUUAAUUGAAGAGGACGAUGGUGACGACUCGUAUGGGGAUGAUGAUGAAAAUGACUGGUGUGGUAAUGAUGACGACUCAUAUGAUGACGAUGAUGUUGGUGAUGACGAUGACUCGGAUGACUCGGAUGACUCGGAUGAUGAUGAUGAGGAGGAUGAUGAUGAUGAUGAUGAUGAUGAUGAUGAUGACUCGGAUAAUGAUGACUCGGAUGAUGAUGUUGAUGAUGGUGAUUUGGAUGAUGAUGAUGAUGAUUCGGAUGAUUCGGAUGAUGAUGAUGAUGAUGAUGAUGAUGAUGACUCGAACUGGAAACAUUCGGUUUCGGACUUCAAACCCUUAACCCUGAGUUACAUGGUCGAUGCAUUCAACAAUUGGGGAAUUUCCCCAGGAGUGAAACCCAUGCGCGAGACCAUCAACAGUGCCUGGUGCCUGUAA
Messenger RNA from Echinostoma caproni, 462 nucleotides. The record is from the annotation of a GenBank genome assembly. NCBI's taxonomy places the organism in Eukaryota, Metazoa, Platyhelminthes, Trematoda, Plagiorchiida, Echinostomatidae.